This is a messenger RNA of Schistocerca americana (American grasshopper), 972 nucleotides long. RefSeq lists its product as uncharacterized. The transcript has 3 exons. The record is from RefSeq and is a predicted model, not a curated record. Bases 1 to 972 code for a protein of 323 amino acids. NCBI's taxonomy places the organism in Eukaryota, Metazoa, Arthropoda, Insecta, Orthoptera, Acrididae.
AUGAAGUGUGACACAACAGCUCAACGAUUUAUCGCCACGUCAGUUGAAGAAAAAACAAUGCUGCGUAUCAUGAACUGCAACACAUUGAAAGAAAUGUGGGACAAGCUAGUGUCUAUUUACGAACAAAAAUCUGGAAGCAGCGUGUGCAUGCUACUGCAACAGUGGUAUAAUCUUGCACAUCGCUUGCAGAUUCUUGGUGAGCAAAUACCGGAGCAAAUAGUUGUAACAAAAAUAUUGGUGACUUUACCAGUGGCAUACAAAUAUUUUGUGAGGGCAUGGGAAUCUGUGCAGGCAAGUGAACAAACACUUAGUAAUCUGAUCUCCAGACUUGCCAUUGAGGAAAAUGGAAUACAUUCUUCACCCAAUGGAGAAGCUCUCAUUGAAGAAGCAAUGUUUAGUGCAAGUGAUUCAGAUACAACUGGAGAAGCAUGGUAUAUGGAUUCAGGAGCAACUGACCACAUGUCCAAUCUGACUGGCAAUCAACAGUCUUGGUUCACCACCUAUGAAGAAUUUCCAGAGGCAAGACCUGUUCGUAUUGGUGAUGUUAAGUAUAUUCCUGCUCUUGGAUCUGGAAACACUAAUAUUCUGGCCUACACUGGAAAGGAAUGGAAGAAGAAGCACAUUAGCAAGGUUUUGUAUGUUUCGGAGUUGAUCUACAAUCUGUUCUCUUUAGGUGUUGCCCUCAAUAAAGGUAUGACACAUCAAUCUGACAAUAGAAUGUGUAAAUUUUUAAACAACAACAGUGUUGUUAAAGUGGGAGAGAGAUAUGACAAGCUGUUUAAAAUGAAAUUUAAGGUUGUGUCAGAUAGUGAGUACUGUGCAAAUGUUGCUGUGUGUGAACCUCUUUUUCUGUGGCACAAGAGAAUAUCACAACAAAAUAUUGUGCAAGUUAAGCAAGUUUUGUCAAGUGAUAACAUAAAUUUGCUAGAUCAGAAGUUUCAGUGUGAAGACUGCAUUAUUUGUAAAAUGUGA